AUUGUUUUGUUUAUGAACACUAGGGGGUAUUUAAAAUGACAUUAGUGACAGUCAAAUGACUUCAAUUAGCAAUAUUAUCGGACAUCUAACUUAAGUCUAAAAUUGAACAUUGUCUCAAUAUUCAAGAAGAAAGAUGCCGUGAAUUCCAAGAUGACUGAUAUCGAGGACAUUCAUCGGUGACACCACUCACUGACGAUUGAACUGUGAUUUAGUUUGAAGUUUGAUUUUUCAUUAGUUUAGUCGACCUUGCGUCCAGUCUUUCAGUCGAAUCAUACUUAACCUAUAAGCGUGGACAUGGAACAGAUUCCUCCACCUGCAAUCGAAACGGUUUCCAGCCAGAAAUCGUUACCAUCGUCUUACGAUUCCGGAUGGAAUGAUCCUCCAGAAUGGGCGAUGUCUUCGCAACGUGGUUCUUCCGAUGGGACGUCCAGUAAGAGAUUAUUGAACAAGCGAGUGGCAUUUCCAUUGUCUUCACAAACCUCCACUUCAGAGAAAACUAGUCCCUCACUUCCAUCUAACAUGCCUCCUAUUUUACUGUCUUCCCUGAAGACAGCUCUGCAUAAGCCCCUCGUAACUCCCAACAGUAAGGAUAUUAUGACAAAACCACUAGAGUCUGAUUUUGAUAAAAAUCAAGCUUUGACAGAAGUUAUGGCCAAUUUAGAAUCUGUGAUGAAUGAGCAAAAGAUGGAGAAGAAUAAGUUAGAGGAGAUACAAAAGAGACUGGAUAUCAUGAAGUCUGAUUGGUUAGAAGAUAAGUUGAAUGAUACAAUACAAAAAAGUGUGCUGGAUGUGUCAAAAGCAUUAUUAAGGAGAGAUGUCCAACAAGCCGACCAGAUUCACAUUAAUCUUAUGAUGCAGCAUGCAACCAUCUGUCGUACCUGGAUAUCCGCUAUUAGGCAUGUGAUAUUAGAAUUGAAAAAGGAAGACGAGGAUUUGCAUGUGAAGCGCUCGCAUUCACCUUUGUUAUCUGUAGAAAGAACAGAAAAGAAAUAAAUAUUUCAACAAGCGAGCUGACUGUAAUGAGAACGUAUGGCAUUGGAGAAUAGAUUUUUAUAUAUCAGUUACUUGCCACUUAAAGUUGUUUGCAACAGCGAAUGUGCAAUUAUUAUGUGCAAUAAUUAUAAAGAUAGAGUCAUUAUCGAUCGCAGGUACGAAUAAAUAAAAAGAAUGAGAAAACAGCUGUACUCAUAAAAGUUUUUUGUAUUUUUCAUUUCUCUCUUAUGUAUAUUCACAAAGGACAAUUACAUCUGACUUACUUACA
Harpegnathos saltator (Jerdon's jumping ant) is the source of this 1261-nucleotide messenger RNA. RefSeq names its product steroid receptor RNA activator 1. Gene Ontology annotation, biological process: regulation of transcription by RNA polymerase II. Bases 295 to 993 code for a protein of 232 amino acids. The transcript has 3 exons. The record is from RefSeq and is a predicted model, not a curated record. NCBI's taxonomy places the organism in Eukaryota, Metazoa, Arthropoda, Insecta, Hymenoptera, Formicidae. Gene Ontology annotation, cellular component: nucleus.